This is a messenger RNA of Dentiscutata heterogama, 602 nucleotides long. The record is from the annotation of a GenBank genome assembly. Lineage: Eukaryota; Fungi; Glomeromycota; Glomeromycetes; Diversisporales; Gigasporaceae.
AUGAAUCGAGUUCAAUCAAAAAGAUCAAGAAGAUCUAGCUCUUACGCAAGUGUAGCAUGUACAAAUUGCCAAAGGAAACACGCAAAGUGUUCUGGAGAAAUCCCUUGUAUAAACUGUGAAGAAAAAAGUCUCAUUUGUCAAAUUAUGCCGGGCAGAAAACGUGGUCCUAAAGAAAAGUCGGUAGAGGUCAAUAGACUUGACGUAGCUCAAAUUACUGAAAAUCAAUAUAUUAAAAGUAACCUUGAAGUUACAGACUAUUCCAAAGACUUUUUGCAUAAUAAUUGUAAUUUCCAUAAUGGAUUAACUUUAAUUCAACCAAUGCAACCACACAAUUGUAAUGUUCCUAUAACAAAUUAUAAUUCUUAUGAUUUGAAUUCAUUUAAUUUUAAUGAUGGUCAAUCAUCACUGGAAUUCCAACAACAAAAUGGAUUUCAAGAAGUUAUAUACGGCAUUGUCAUUAUUCCAGUUAACCUCUCUCAAAGUAUCUCAUUUAAUGGUGACUAUAAUUUUGAAAAUAAUUUAAUUACCGGAACGUGCCUUCCUAAUUAUAAUCCUCUUUAUUCUCUUGAAUCUUCAAAUUCUUCAAAUUUAUUUAACAAUCA